Molecule: messenger RNA, 2251 nt
Organism: Penaeus monodon (black tiger shrimp)
Lineage: Eukaryota; Metazoa; Arthropoda; Malacostraca; Decapoda; Penaeidae
Gene: RapGAP1
Product: rap1 GTPase-activating protein 1-like
Biological process (GO): activation of GTPase activity; regulation of small GTPase mediated signal transduction
Cellular component (GO): cytoplasm
Molecular function (GO): GTPase activator activity
Source: RefSeq, a predicted model, not a curated record
UGGCGAGUGUGGGGUGUGGACGUGGGACCUGUGCGCUCCUCCACGCUCGCUUACCUGGAAACACACUUUGUAGGAAUCUCUUUUAUGUAUCUGGCUAAGAUAUUACGUAUAAAAGGGAUUCACUCAGAGACCAUGUGAACAAAAACAGAUGCGACUUGACUUCUAACGAUCUUUAAAAGUGUAUCUUGUGUGAGACUUUGUUAUAAAAAAGACGGUGCCGCUAUGAGAGUGCUGGUUUGGGACAAUGAACGAGUGAGACAAAAACAACAACAAUAAAGUUAUUUGUUGUUUUUGUGAAUAUACUUUUAUAUAUAUAUAUAUCUCUAGUCAACUCCAAAAAAAAUCCUGCCAAGAUGGUGCUCUUAACGGAUAAUAACAAAGAGAACACUAGUAAAAUUCGGACUAGUAUACAUGUGAUGAAUGAGAAGAACAAAAACAACAACAACAAUAAUACCGAUGUCAACAAAAACAGAGGGUCGAAGGGGGUCGAUGGCGGCCUUUACCUCCCAACGCAGACUCGAGAUGACAGGAGUGAGGCUGCAGGAGAUUACAUGCUGGAGCUGCUGGACCGGAUGUCGAAGUACCGCUUGGACGACCAGCGAUGCUCCCUUCCUCACACCUUCAAUCAGCAUCCACAGCAGGGGAUGCGCGACGGGCCAGGCAAACCCCCGCCGGACAAGGAUGAGACUCCUGCCAAGACGUCCUCCAGACACCGCCUCGAGGAGGUCCUCGCGCAGGAGCCGCCAUAUCCUCAGGUGGUGCUUCCAGCCACGGGCGGCUACUGGGACGAGAGCAGCACCGACAUGGACCACCAGUACGCCAGCACCAACUCCAACAAUAAGUUCGAGACGGAUGAGACGGCGCGCUACUACAGAAGGUUCUUCAUGGGGAAUGAACACUGGACCUUCCUGGGCGAGGAUGAAGUCCACGGCCCCGUCGUGCUGAGCCACAAGACGGAGGUGAUCAGCUCGCAGGAGAACACCCGGGUCCUCCUGCGGCUCAAGACGGGCACGCACCACGCCAUCAUCAACCUGGGAGACAACCCGACGCCGGCGAAGAUGGCUAAGCGCCUGAAGGAGGAGCUGACGGUGGAGCGAUUCCAGCCGGUGGUAACGCCGCGCGGACCCGAGAUGAUCGUGGCCUACGACGAACACGUACUCGUCAACCACUUCAAGUUCGGCCUCAUCUACCAGCGCGCCGGCCAGACCACCGAGGAGCAGCUGUUCGGCAACAAGACGCACUCGGCCGCCUUCGAGGAGUUCCUUAGCCUCAUGGGACAGCGGGUCAAGCUGAGAGAUCACGAAGGAUUCAAGGGCGGCCUGGACACCCUUUACGGGCAGACGGGCGAAGAAAGUGUCUACGAAGUGUUCCGCGAGAAGGAGAUCAUGUUCCACGUGUCCACGCUCUUGCCAUACACGGAGAACGACCCUCAGCAGCUGCAGCGCAAGAGGCACAUUGGCAACGACAUCGUGGCCAUCGUCUUCCAGGAGGGCAACACCCCCUUCGCCCCCGACAUGAUCGCUUCGCACUUCCUCCACGCGUACAUUGUGGUUCAGCCGAUCGAUCCCUGCACGCCUAAUACCAGUUAUCGCGUGAGUGUGACAGCAAGGUCGGACGUACCUUUCUUCGGCCCCACAUUGCCUUCGUCGGGAGUGUUCGAGAAGGGACCCCAGUUCAAAGAGUUCAUCCUCACCAAGCUCAUCAAUGCCGAAUUGGCAUGCUACAAGGCCGAGAGAUUCGCUAAAUUGGAGCUGCGCACACGGUCCUCGCUGCUGAGUUCCCUCGUCGACGACCUACGUCGGAAGAGUAACGAGUUCCUGGGAAUCGCUGAAGUCCAGGAGCCCCCGAAGCUUGAGACGCCCGGCACAAGGUUUACCGAGAUCGUCAGGAAGGUCCUCCGAGGCCGCCCGCCAAACCAGGACCCUGCUGGCUUGGUCAAGAAGACGACGGCGACCAACAACUCCAACAACCUGGCGGGUGGAACACCUUCGAGUUCCCGCAGCAAAGGAAGCAAGGGCAGCGGAGGCAGCAGCGGCGCCCGGACGCCCACCUCGAGUCCAGACACGACGCCCAACACGCAGAUGGCGCUGUCGGAGAGUGAUGAUUCCUCCAUCAACUCGAUCGACAUCGACGGACAUUCCCAUCCUCUCAACGAGGAUUCGGACACGGGGCUAGAGUCCAUGUCCUCCGCCGAGACGCCCCACAAGCUGUCCUUGCACUGUCCCCUCUGCGGCGGCAACGAGGACGGCGU